Messenger RNA from Eutrema salsugineum, 939 nucleotides. RefSeq names its product ATP-dependent DNA helicase PIF1-like. The coding region runs from base 1 to 939 and encodes 312 amino acids. Lineage: Eukaryota; Viridiplantae; Streptophyta; Magnoliopsida; Brassicales; Brassicaceae. The record is from RefSeq and is a predicted model, not a curated record. The transcript has 2 exons.
AUGCGACUUAUAUCUGGAGAUAAUAGCCGUGCGAUGCUUGAACGAGCUGCCUUUACAAAGUGGAUCUUAGACAUUGGUGAUGGUACGAUAAAUGACGAUGGUAGUGGUGAAGCUGUGAUUGAAAUUCCUGAUGAUCUGUUGAUUAAAGACUGUAAAGAUCCUAUAAAAACGAUCGUCAAAGAAGUUUAUGGGAGUUCAUUUUCGAAAAAGACUGAUCCUAAAUUUUUCCAAGACCGUGCCAUACUGAGUCAAAGAAACGAUGAUGUAGAUACGAUAAAUGAUUAUAUGCUUUCAAAGUUAUCGGGUGUUGAAAGGACCUAUCUUAGCUGUGAUAGCAUUGAUACAACUGAAGAAGUUGUCAAUUACAAUGAUGCAUCUGAAGUACCCUCAGAGAGUGUAGCCAGUAAGAAUAAAGGUGAUUCCAACAACAUGAUUUAUACCGAGGAGUUUUUAAAUAGUAUCAAGAUGUCUGGUUUCCCUAAUCAUGUCCUGAAGUUGAAAGAGGGUACUCCUGUAAUGCUUCUAAGAAAUAUCGACCCUAAGAAUGGGUUGUGUAAUGGCACAAGACUCAUCAUUAUUAAGAUGGCUAAUUAUGUUCUCCAGGCUCAGAUAAUAACAGGUAGCAAGGUUGGUGAAAAGGUACUGAUUCCUAGGAUAUUCCUCUCUCCUUCGGAGAUGAAACUUCCUUUCAGGAUGAGACGCAAGCAGUUUCCUAUCACAUUAGCUUUUGCAAUGACUAUAAACAAAAGCCAAGGACAGACACUCGAAAAGGUUGGUUUGUAUCUUCCAAGACCGGUUUUUACUCAUGGGCAACUCUAUGUCGCUGUAUCGAGGGUUACAUCAAGAGAAGGUCUGAAGAUAUUGAUCACCGAUAAAGACAACAAACCACAAAACAAAACAUUGAAUGUCGUCUACAAGGAGGUUUUUGACAAGAUAUGA